GUCAGAUCAUAUCCAUCUGCUUAUAAGUAACGGAUCGGCACGGACAGCUGUCAGACAACCACCAGGCGGAGUAAAUCCAGGUGCGCAGCGCUCAUCCAAACCAACAGCAAUGCCUCACUCCGUGUUUCCACUGUGCGUCCUGGGACUCCUAGCCCUCUCCUCCGCCUGUUACAUCCAAAACUGCCCCAGAGGAGGCAAACGAGCCCUGCCGGAGACUGGACUAAGACAGUGCAUGCCUUGUGGCCCUGGGGACAGGGGGCGCUGUUUUGGCCCCAGUAUCUGCUGUGGGGAGGGCCUCGGCUGCCUGCUGGGCUCCCCAGAAACAGCUCACUGUGUGGAGGAGAACUACCUGCUCACCCCCUGCCAGGCCGGAGGGAGACCCUGUGGAUCUGAGGGAGGACGCUGUGCUGCCUCAGGGCUCUGCUGCGAUGCAGAGAGCUGUGCUGUGGACUCGGACUGCCUGGUGGAGACAGAGGAUGUGGCCCACAGCUCUCCAGUCUCAGGGAGCUCACCUGCAGAGCUGCUGCUGCGCCUGCUGCAUGUGGCCACUAGAGGGCAGACUGAGUACUAAAAACUUGUGCGGUUCCUCUCCUCCUCAAGGCCUGGCUCCCCACAAGCGCAACAGAGUGAAGAUCUUUCACCUUCAUUCCAUCAUAGUCCAACAGAGAAAGAUGAUCUCUUC
Molecule: messenger RNA, 682 nt
Organism: Myripristis murdjan (pinecone soldierfish)
Lineage: Eukaryota; Metazoa; Chordata; Actinopteri; Holocentriformes; Holocentridae
Gene: avp
Product: arginine vasopressin
Exons: 3
Coding region: 110-571 (153 amino acids)
Cellular component (GO): extracellular region; secretory granule
Molecular function (GO): neurohypophyseal hormone activity
Source: RefSeq, a predicted model, not a curated record